Molecule: messenger RNA, 512 nt
Organism: Salvelinus sp. IW2-2015
Lineage: Eukaryota; Metazoa; Chordata; Actinopteri; Salmoniformes; Salmonidae
Gene: s100a1
Product: S100 calcium binding protein A1
Cellular component (GO): cytoplasm
Molecular function (GO): calcium-dependent protein binding; calcium ion binding
Source: RefSeq, a predicted model, not a curated record
GUGGGAGGCGCCUGAUUUUAAAUUUCUCACAGGUGAGAUGCAUAAAACAGGUAAGAUGAGAGUCGAUGCCACUUCUGCUUCGUUUGUCAUCAGCUUUGAGGUAUUCACAGCAGUGUAAAAUGGGUUCCAAACUCGAGAGUGCAAUGGAGGGGCUAAUUCAAGUGUUCCACUCAUACUCCGCAAAAGAAGGGGACAAGUACAAGCUGAGCAAAGUUGAGCUGAAGAAUCUGUUGCAGGGUGAACUGAGUGACUUCCUGGCGGCAUGCAAGGACCCUAUGGUAGUAGAGAAGAUCAUGAGUGAUCUGGAUGAAAACAAAGAUGGCGAAGUGGACUUUCAGGAGUUUGUCGUCUUGGUUGCUGCGCUGACGGUGGCCUGUAACGAGUUCUUUGUAGAGCCUGAAUGAGUUUGGAAACCGUCUGUGACCUCACCUUUCUACUCAUUAUUCCUUGUUAAUAAAACAAAUGUAUGCUUGAAUUUGAUUGUCAAAAAAUAUAAAAGAAGUUAUUUCAAA